CAGUCCGCGCCGAGUCCUCCGUAUGGGAGCUGCGCUCUCUUGGUGUGUUAAACGGGGGUUGAUUAUCGCGCCAGUAUCGCCAAAAAACUAAACAAUAAUCUCCAGAUGCGCAGAAGAGGAGCGAUAGCUCGUCAAACGAAAAUCAGAGAUUCAGUGAGUUAAGAUUUGUGUGUGACAAGAAAGCAAUCGUCGGCUCCGCAGCUGCUCGUUCGCCACGUUCAGUCCAGCAAUGUCCUUGGAGGAGUCGAGGCGUUCGCAGCGUCCGUACAGGUACGGGAUGGUUCUCCUUUGCGUUGGAGCUCUGAUAAACUGGUUAGGCCUCGCCGAGAACUACGUUGAACCGGUACGAUAUGUCGGUGUUGCUUGCAUAAUCGCGGGGGCUCUUCUCAUAUGUGCCGCAAUGUGCUGUUGGCUGCACGCACCGCCAAGUAGGGCAACCAUGCACACACAACACACAAAUCAUCCGAUCACAGCACAGAUAGACGAUCCGAUCCAUGUGAUCUCCAUCGAGGAACCAUCUAGUGGAUCUAGACAGAAGCCGCCUGACUACGAGGCUGUGACGGACGCGCCACCUAGUUACGACGAUGCCAUCAAGCUGAAUCCUAGUCACCUGGUUAGGCUGAGCAAUAGCAGCGCGUUGUCGCUACCAACUGUUCACAACAUGGUCCCCAGAACCGUGGAAAUUGUUUCUAGGGACCCGACGCCGUCGCCACCGCCACCGUACGCGAGGUGAGAUCUUCGGCAUCAGCAAUCACGAUCGCAACGAAAGAUGUUUGCGGUGUGCUGGGGGUCCAGCGUUUUGCUACAUAACAUAGUGCCACGCAAGUAUAACCGCGUGAUGAGAGUGCGAGGACUCCGUCUUUCGUUUUCAACGCGACUCAGCAAUGGCGUAUGACGCGAGCGCACUCGAAUAACGAUUGCGACGAACGUUCCGUCGUCGUAUCUCUGGACCUCGACUAUGUAGACUAAACUGUUUGUGUUCAAAGAAUUAAGCGAGUGGUCCUCCAGACAGGACACUUAUUUUGUCACCGACAUAUAUUAUACGAACAACACACGAAGAAAGAUAGAAUCGAUGGUAGAGGAUACAAAAUGUUAGUCGUUCUAUUCAGCAGUGGAUUCGUCUAAGAAGCAGACAACGAACGAUCGAGCUUUGCGGGGAACGAAGAGGACGAAAGUCGACGAGGAACGUUGUGCCUUUCGUGGAAACCGCCUAAACGCGUGUACGAGAUACACGUGGCUGGUAGAAAAGGUCACGAAACCGUCGAAACUUUGGGUGGACUUGACGCAAAACCGGCGUGGGGUACGAGCACGAUUAUCGAUUUCGUCUGGCUAAUUUGGAACGAGUUUAAAAUAGCGAACACGAGUCAUCGAUAAAGAGACAAGCGACACGUGACGUUACAAGUGUAUUCGUACGAUAUGUACACGCGCGCGAUGCUUGAACGCGUCUCGUACGAUCUUCGGAAGAAGAAUGGUAGCGAAGAACUCGAGGAUCUUGUAAAAUAUACAAAACAGAUGAGAAAUAGGCGUCCUAAAGUUCGGAACCGUAUCACGCGUUCCAAGUUUCGUCGCUUAGAUAAUCGUGCGGCUUAAUAGAGAAACAAUUUUUUGCUUGCCAUAUGAUUUCCAUGAUUGUCAUUUUACACGUAUACGUUACGCAUGCGAAAGUCAUUCGCACGUCCAUUUUAUUGUGAUAUAUAUAACGAUGAUGCUGGGUAUUAUGAUACGUUACUUAUCGAACGCGACGUUGCUUUGUAAAACAAGACUCUUUUUUUAUAAUGGAAAUACAAAUAUAAAGA
Molecule: messenger RNA, 1796 nt
Organism: Colletes gigas
Lineage: Eukaryota; Metazoa; Arthropoda; Insecta; Hymenoptera; Colletidae
Exons: 4
Coding region: 230-733 (167 amino acids)
Source: RefSeq, a predicted model, not a curated record